This is a messenger RNA of Lemur catta (Ring-tailed lemur), 11291 nucleotides long. RefSeq names its product chromodomain helicase DNA binding protein 6 (gene CHD6). The coding region runs from base 65 to 7321 and encodes 2418 amino acids. Lineage: Eukaryota; Metazoa; Chordata; Mammalia; Primates; Lemuridae. The transcript has 36 exons. Gene Ontology annotation, molecular function: ATP-dependent chromatin remodeler activity; ATP binding. The record is from RefSeq and is a predicted model, not a curated record.
UUUGGGUUUUAUCAUAAUCUUUGCCUUUUUAUGUUUUAUAGAAAUAAAUAUCUUCCUUCAAUAGAUGAAAAUGAAAAUACAGAAGAAAGAGAAGCAGUUGUCAAAUUUAAAAGUUCUGAAUCACUCCCCAAUGUCUGAUGCCUCUGUCAAUUUUGACUACAAACCCCCAUCACCAUUUGACUGCAGCACUGAUCAGGAAGACAAGAUUGAAGAUGUUGCUAGUUGCUGUCUGUCCCAGAAGGACCUGUACACCCCUGAAGAGGAUGCUGCUACCCUUUUUCCUAGGAAAAUGACAUCCCAUAAUGGGAUGGAGGACAGUGGAGGAGGAGGUACUGGAGUGAAGAAGAAACGGAAGAAAAAGGAGCCAGGAGAGCAAGAGGGUGCAGCAAAGGGAAGCAAGGACAGGGAGCCCAAGCCAAAGAGGAAGCGAGAACCGAAAGAGCCAAAGGAACCCAGGAAGGCUAAGGAGCCGAAGAAGGCCAAGGAGCCCAAGGAGCCGAAACAGAGGGAUGGAGCAAAGAAGGCGCGGAAGCCCCGGGAGGCCUCGGGCUCCAAGGAGGCCAAAGAAAAGAGAAGCUGCGCUGACUCUGCAGCCAGGACGAAGUCCAAGAAGGCCAGCAAGGAGCAAGGACCAACCCCAGUGGAGAAAAAGAAGAAAGGAAAAAGGAAAAGUGAAACUACAGUGGAGAGUUUAGAGCUGGAUCAGGGCCUGCCGAACCCAUCCCUGCGGAGUCCUGAGGAGUCCACUGAGUCUGCAGACAGCCAGAAACGACGCUCAGGACGGCAAGUAAAGCGCAGAAAAUACAAUGAGGACCUGGAUUUCAAAGUGGUGGAUGAUGAUGGGGAAACAAUCGCUGUUCUUGGAGCUGGCCGAACAUCUGCACUCUCAGCUUCUACUCUGGCAUGGCAGGCAGAGGAGCCUCCAGAAGAUGAUGCAAACAUCAUUGAGAAGAUCCUGGCAUCUAAGACUGUCCAGGAGGUUCACCCGGGAGAACCUCCAUUCGACUUGGAGCUAUUCUACGUUAAGUACAGAAAUUUUUCCUACUUACAUUGUAAAUGGGCCACAAUGGAAGAGCUUGAAAAGGAUCCUCGCAUCGCACAGAAGAUCAAGCGAUUUAGGAAUAAACAAGCCCAGAUGAAGCACAUUUUUACCGAGCCUGAUGAAGACUUGUUCAAUCCAGACUAUGUAGAAGUUGAUCGCAUCUUGGAGGUGGCCCAUACCAAGGAUGCAGAAACAGGGGAGGAAGUGACACAUUACCUGGUGAAGUGGUGCUCACUGCCAUACGAAGAAAGCACGUGGGAGCUAGAGGAAGACGUGGAUCCUGCGAAAGUUAAAGAAUUUGAAUCUCUUCAAGUUCUCCCUGAAAUUAAGCAUGUGGAGCGGCCUGCUUCAGACUCCUGGCAGAAACUCGAGAAAUCUCGGGAAUAUAAGAACAGUAACCAGCUCCGGGAGUACCAGCUGGAGGGGAUGAACUGGCUUCUUUUUAACUGGUAUAACAGAAAAAACUGUAUUUUGGCUGACGAGAUGGGCCUAGGGAAAACCAUCCAGUCCAUCACAUUCCUUUCAGAAAUAUUCCUCAGGGGAAUCCACGGCCCUUUUCUCAUCAUUGCCCCUCUCUCCACCAUCACUAACUGGGAGCGGGAGUUCAGGACUUGGACGGAGAUGAAUGCCAUUGUGUACCACGGCAGCCAGAUCAGUAGGCAGAUGAUUCAGCAGUAUGAAAUGGUGUACAGAGAUGCACAGGGAAACCCCCUUUCAGGAGUCUUCAAGUUCCAUGUUGUCAUCACAACAUUUGAGAUGAUCCUGGCAGACUGCCCAGAGCUGAAGAAGAUUCAUUGGAGCUGUGUGAUAAUUGAUGAAGCUCACAGAUUGAAGAAUAGGAACUGCAAACUUCUGGAGGGUCUAAAGCUCAUGGCCCUGGAACAUAAAGUGCUUCUCACAGGAACACCCUUGCAGAACUCCGUGGAGGAGCUCUUCAGUUUGCUAAAUUUUCUGGAGCCAUCACAGUUUCCUUCAGAGACUGCUUUCUUAGAGGAGUUUGGAGAUCUGAAAACAGAGGAGCAGGUAAAGAAACUGCAAUCUAUCCUGAAGCCAAUGAUGCUUCGGAGGCUAAAAGAUGAUGUGGAAAAGAACCUUGCUCCCAAACAAGAGACGAUCAUUGAGGUAGAACUGACCAAUAUCCAGAAAAAGUACUACCGUGCCAUCCUGGAGAAGAACUUUUCGUUUCUGACCAAGGGGGCAAAUCAGCACAACAUGCCCAAUCUCAUCAACACCAUGAUGGAGCUGAGAAAGUGCUGUAACCAUCCCUACCUGAUCAAUGGGGCAGAGGAGAAAAUUCUCGAAGAUUUCCGAAAAUACCACAGCCCUGAUGCCCCUGACUUUCAGCUGCAGGCCAUGAUUCAGGCAGCAGGGAAGCUGGUGCUGAUUGAUAAACUGCUCCCUAAGCUGAUUGCAGGUGGCCACAAGGUACUCAUCUUCUCCCAGAUGGUGCGCUGCCUCGAUAUUCUGGAAGAUUAUCUCAUCCAGAGAAGAUACACCUAUGAGCGAAUUGAUGGGCGAGUACGGGGAAACCUGCGCCAGGCAGCCAUCGACCGGUUCUGUAAGCCAGACUCAGACCGCUUUGUCUUUCUUCUGUGCACCAGAGCGGGAGGCCUGGGGAUCAAUCUCACAGCUGCUGAUACCUGCAUCAUAUUUGAUUCUGACUGGAACCCACAAAAUGACUUGCAGGCUCAGGCCCGAUGUCACCGCAUAGGGCAGAGCAAAGCCGUGAAGGUGUAUCGCCUCAUCACUCGGAAUUCCUACGAGCGGGAGAUGUUUGACAAGGCCAGCCUAAAGCUGGGGCUGGACAAGGCGGUUCUCCAGGACAUCAACCGAAAGGGCAGCACCAAUGGGGUACAGCAGCUCUCAAAAAUGGAGGUGGAGGACCUGCUUCGGAAAGGUGCUUAUGGAGCCCUAAUGGAUGAAGAAGAUGAAGGCUCCAAGUUCUGUGAAGAAGAUAUAGACCAGAUUCUACAGAGGAGAACCCACACCAUCACCAUCCAGUCCGAGGGGAAAGGGUCCACUUUUGCCAAGGCUAGCUUUGUGGCUUCAGGAAACAGAACAGAUAUUUCCUUAGAUGAUCCUAACUUUUGGCAGAAAUGGGCUAAAAUAGCUGAACUAGACACUGAAGCAAAGAACGAAAAGGAAAGCUUAGUGAUCGACCGACCUCGUGUGAGAAAGCAGACCAAACACUACAACUCAUUUGAGGAAGACGAGCUCAUGGAAUUUUCAGAAUUAGACAGUGACUCGGAUGAAAGGCCCACGAGAUCCAGGCGCCUCAAUGACAAAGCGAGGCGCUACCUCCGAGCCGAGUGCUUCCGGGUAGAGAAGAACCUGCUCAUCUUUGGCUGGGGCAGGUGGAAGGACAUCCUGACUCAUGGCCGAUUCAAGUGGCAUCUGAACGAGAAGGACAUGGAGAUGAUUUGCCGUGCCCUGCUGGUGUACUGUGUCAAACAUUAUAAGGGGGACGAGAAGAUCAAGAGUUUCAUCUGGGAAUUGAUUACACCUACCAAAGACGGGCAGGCCCAGACCCUCCAGAACCACUCAGGGUUGUCUGCCCCAGUCCCCAGAGGGAGAAAGGGGAAGAAGACGAAGAACCAGCUGCUACUCCCAGAGCUGAAGAAUGCAGACUGGCUGGCCACCUGCAACCCUGAAGUGGUCCUACAUGAUGAUGGCUACAAGAAGCAUCUCAAACAACACUGCAACAAGGUGCUUUUGCGAGUCCGGAUGCUGUACUACCUAAAAGCUGAAAUACUGGGGGAAGCAGCUGAGAAAGCAUUUGAAGGAACUCCUGCCAGGGAGCUGGAUGUGCCUCUGCCCGACAUCGACUACAUGGAAAUCCCAGUGGAUUGGUGGGAUGCUGAGGCUGAUAAGUCCCUUCUCAUUGGCGUGUUCAAGCAUGGUUAUGAGAGGUAUAAUGCCAUGCGAGCAGACCCAGCACUUUGCUUCCUGGAGAAAGUCGGGAUGCCAGAUGAGAAGUCCCUUUCUGCAGAACAGGGAGUUGCAGAUGGGACCUCCGACAUUCCUGAAAGAGGCAAUACAGAUAAAGAAGACAAUGCUGAGGACAAAUUAGAUGGUCUCCAGAAACAAACGGAGAGCUCCAGUGAAGGAGGUGAUGGCAUUUUUGGUGAAAAGAAGGAUGACAGCCGGGCAGCCCAGGAUGGCUCCGACCCAGACAAAUCACCCUGGCCAGUUUCAUCUGCUCUCACAGCUCGUCUCAGACGUCUGGUCACUAUUUACCAGCGCUGCAACCGAAAGGAACUCUGCCGACCUGAAAUUCUGGGACCAGGUAACCAAGGAUAUUGGGUUCAAGAAGAGAUGUUCAGGAGAACCUCAGAAAUGGACCUCAUCAACAAAGAAGCUCAAAAGAGGUGGACUAGGAGAGAACAAGCAGACUUCUAUAGAACAGUGUCUUCCUUUGGUGUCGUUUAUGAUCAAGAAAAGAAAACUUUUGACUGGACACAGUUCCGUGUCAUAUCCCGUUUGGACAAGAAGUCGGAUGAGAGCCUGGAACACUAUUUUUAUAGUUUUGUGGCUAUGUGCCGGAAUGUCUGUCGUCUGCCCGCGUGGAAAGAUGGUGGUCCCCCAGAUACCACCAUCUACAUCGAACCCAUCACUGAGGAACGGGCUGCAAGAACUCUGUACCGCAUUGAACUGUUACGGAAGGUCCGAGAGCAAGUGCUCAAGUGUCCUCAGCUGCAUGAACGCCUCCAGCUGUGCAGGCCCAGCCUCUACCUCCCAGUCUGGUGGGAGUGUGGGAAGCAUGAUCGAGACCUGCUCAUUGGCACCGCCAAACACGGGCUGAACCGCACUGAUUGUUACAUCAUGAACGACCCUCAGCUGUCCUUCCUGGAUGCCUAUAGAAACUACGCCCAGCAUAAAAGAUCUGACACUCAGGCACCAGGAAGUCUCUGUUGCCUUUACCAAACCAACUCCAAAUUAUAUGAAUCUCUUACAUAUACUCAAAUGAGUAGGACUUCAGAGACCCUUGAAAAUGAACCUGAGAAUCUAGUGAAAAUAGAAAGUAGAGAUGAUCAUCUCAGUCUGCCUGAUGUGACUUGUGAAAAUUUGAUUUCUAAAGUUCAGGAUGUCAUUUCCAUCAACCGUGAUGAAAGUCUGCUGCCUGAGUCCUUGGAGAAUGUGAUGUAUGGUAAGAAGGGGCUCAGCCGAGAACCAGGCUCUUUCCAGGAGAGCCCAAGUACCAGUACGGAAUCCAGAAGAGAUGCUGCUGCCAUCUCGGCAAGCCAAGAUGAGAAUUACCAGCCUGGUGGCCAAGAGGUAGAAGUAGCUUCAGGCCCCUCUUUUUUGAGUAGCUUAGAAACUAGAGUAGCUGAAGUGAAUAUUAAAAAUGGAAAACAUUUGUUGAUGUCUACUUCAGAGGAAGAAGAGUUCUGCUGCAAUGUGGCAGGGCCAAGACCUGACGGCGUCGGGCCACUAGAAACCAAGUGCUUAGCUUCCCCUUCCUUGGAUCCAGGAGGCGAAAGUGGGUUUGCAGAUAUGUGCAAUCUUAGUGUCUGUGACUCCAAAAGAAACCUGUCAGCAGAUCAGCAAUUAAUUGAUUUAUUAGAAAACAAAAGCUUAGAAAGCACAUUGAUUUUGAGUCAGAACCACAGUGAUGAGGAGGAGGAAGAGGAAGAAAAUGAGGAGGAAAACUUAGCUGUAGCAACAGGCAUGAGGGAAAGGCCCGAGGUAUUACAUCUCACCGAGCCCGCUACUAACAUCCCAAGGGGAAAGAACCGAGGCUUCCAUGUAAAUGCAGCCAAGAAAGGGAGCCUGGAGGUGGUAGACCAGAUUCCUGGGCCUCAGAGCGCUUUCCCUCCCUCAGCCUGUCAGUGUCACUGUAAACACGUGGAAAGGUGGACAUGUGGCCUCGAGAAUGAUGAAUUUGAAAUGGAGAAACCCGAGGCUUAUAAACCAGACCUGUACAAAAGCAAAACCAAUAAUAUCACCGUGGAGGGGGAGCCCACCGCUACCCCAUCAGAGCCAUUCAAAGUGAAGCAUGAGCUUUUGAAAGAACCUUGGAAAGAAAGUGCAGAGGGAAGAAAAGGUUUCCCCACAUUUUUUCUUGAAGGAAGUGAGCUCAAAUCAGAAGACAUGGAUUUUGAGAAUAAAGAUGAUUAUGAUAGAGAUGGAAACUGCCAGAUUCCAGAUUAUCCAGGGAAAUACUCUGAAGAGGAGAGCAAGAGCUCGACAUCGGGCAUCGCUGGAGACAUUGGGGAUGACCUACAGGAGGCUCGGGCUCCCACCAUCGCCCAACUCCUGCAGGAGAAAACCCUCUAUUCCUUCUCUGAAUGGCCAAAGGAUCGUGUGAUAAUUAACCGCCUAGAUAAUAUCUGCCACGUAGUGUUAAAAGGAAAGUGGCCCUCCAGCCAGCAGUACGAGCCCUUGGGCACACUGCCCACCCCAGUGCUAACCAGCAGUGCUGGUUCUCGGAACAGCCUCUCAGAGCCAGAAGCAGCAGAGCACACCUUCAGCAAUGGCACGGCAUUGGCAGCCCAAAUCCAGAAGGAGAGUUUCUUAGCUCCAGUAUUCACAAAGGAGGAACAGAAGCACAGACGUCCCUAUGAGUUUGAGGUGGAGAGGGAUGCAAAGGCUCGCAGCCUGGAGCAGUUCUCUGCUGCCCACGGGCACCCCCCCAUCGUCCUCAAUGGCUGGCAUGGGGAGUCAGCUAUGGACCUCUCCUGCUCGUCAGAGGGGUCCCCAGGAGCCACAUCCCCUUUCCCAGUGGGCACCAGCACCCCUAAGAUUGGGGCUAUUGGUUCACUUCAAGGAGCCCUUGGCAUGGAUUUGUCUGGAAUUCUACAAGCUGGCCUGAUCCAUCCAGUGACUGGGCAGAUCGUCAAUGGAAGCCUUAGAAGAGAUGAUGCGGCCACAAGGAGGCGGAGGGGGAGGCGGAAACAUGUUGAAGGAGGGAUGGAUCUCAUCUUCUUGAAGGAGCAAACACUUCAGGCAGGAAUCUUGGAAGUCCAUGAAGACCCAGGGCAGGCCACCUUGAGCACCACACACCCGGAAGGGCCAGGGCCUGCUACCUCGGCCCCCGAGCCAGCCGCAGCAGCCGGCAGCCAAGCUGAGAAAGCCAUUCCCAGCAAGAGUCUGCUUGACUGGCUGAGGCAGCAGGCUGACUACUCCUUAGAAGUUCCCAGCUUUGGGGCAAAUUUUUCAGACAAACCAAAGCAGAGGAGGCCACGCUGUAAAGAACCUGGAAAAUUAGAUAUCAGCUCUCUGAGCGGGGAAGAAGGGGUUCCUGCCGUCCCCAAGGAGCCAGAACUGAGGGAUUUGUAAAUGAGGAGCCACACAUUGCAUUUGGUUUUAGGUCUCUUUUUACCCAGUGAAUAUCUGUUGGAUGAACCUACUUAACCUUCCUGGGAGGAGAAAGGAAGCUGUGGUCACCACCUUCUCUUAACUCCACCCAAGAGUUAAGUUUUAGAGUUGCAAUAACUGCUACCAUGUAUUGACGAAGAUAUUCUUCUUGGGCUGGAAUGCCCACAUAAUUAGCUAGAUAAGCAGAUUUGCCUGCAGUGUUGCCUGAACACAAGGAGUCUCAUUUCCUUGCUUCCUUUGCCUUCUCCCCAGGCCGCCUCUGGAAGAGGAAGCAGAUUUGCUCCCAGGGUAUAAUUACCAGGAGGGAGAGCUGCCAAAGCCCGCCAUGGCCGCUGUGUGUGGUCGCCAAGCUGCUGGGAGGGGCACCUGCCUGGGGUGGGCAGCAGCUGGUGGUUGGAGCAACUCUCCUCCACAGGAAGUGGUUAAAGCCAACUUCCUGUGCCAGCAUUCCUCUUGCUCUGCUGUAGGUGACAAACUGUUCUCUUCACCUCCAGGGCCUUUCUGCUGCUGUUCUCUAGAUCCAAAGGGAAGAGAAGGCCAGCUGAGAACACUCCUGGUUCUCAGCAAGGGUAGGGAAAGGAUGCUGUUUGACAUCCAGAUGCCUGAGGAGUGCCACUUAAGCUUAGUGGGCAGGGCCAAGAAGGCCAAAAGUCCUGUUGGGGGUGUAGGCUGGUCCUAGAUGCCCUGACAAGGGACUCAAAGCAUGUUAAAGAAGAUCUGAUUUAUGGCAGAUUGCUUGAAAGUAAGAAAAAGGCAUUAUUCAUCAAGCUCUGGACUUGUUUUCUUCCCAAUAGAAAGAGUUCUGAGAUGGAACAUGCCCCUCUCACUGGAGAGUUAGGGAACAUUUGUGGGUAUGGAGGAAAAAGACACUCCCCAGCACCUUUGCCUGGCUCUUGGUUGUGGGUGGGCUGCAGGAAGAGAGCUUGGAGAGGCCUGUGGUUGAGUUGUGGUCGAGUUGUGGUUACCCUGGUCAGGCCCUGGGCCAAGGUGGCAUGCCAGCCAGGCCUGAGACUGCUCAGUGUAGACAGAGUGACUGGCCCAGAAUGAGGUGAUUUGCACUGAUGAGCUCAAGACAGGCUGGUGAGAAAUUAUCCUUUUAGCCUGGCCCCAAUAAAUAGGAACCAGCCAGGAAUUACUCCCCAAGUGACCGUCCCUGGAGCCAGAGUGGGCAGUUGCCCAGCACACUCCAGGACAAACCAGCCUAGCAAAUUGCAAGUGGCUGGUCCUGUUGGGAAGGAGGGAGGGGUAUGGUGUGGUGUAGAAAGAGCCCUUGGGCAGGGAGCUACAGGGCCUGGAUUCUCACUUGCUCUGUUCCUAACCAGCUGUGCCCCGGGGGAGAUCCCUGCCCCUCUCUUUGUGAAAAGGAAGGGGACCGGACAUGGCAGGUUCAGGGGAUUCUUCCAGCUCUGUGAUACUAUUAACAAACCAAGGCUUUUUUGAGAAGAAUUUUCUCCACAAAGUUGCCAUCAUAAAGCUUUUCAUCUAUGAUGAACUGGUUUUACUUGAAUAUUCUUGGGAAGGUGAAGAACAGGUAGGAGACUUCAAAAAAAUAACUAUUUCUGGGGUCUGGGAAACAUUCAUAUACACAUGAUUAGUUGAGGUAAUGCUGAUGGAAUCUUUAGUUUAAUACCAGAUACAUGGUCAGUGCUGCCUUCACGGUAGCUGGCAUUUCUUCUGCAGCUCGUCCUGGUCUCACCACCACCUUCAUUGCCGCCUGGAACUGCCAGUCCCCUCACUCCGCAACCCCACCACCACGGGGACUGGCGCAGCCCAGCUGCUGCUCACUGUGGGGCCCACCUAACGUGUGCCCCCACAGCUCGUAAGAACCAGAAACCAGUGCCACCAACUAACCCUACGACUGCCCCUUAGUGAAAAUCUGGUGGGUUUUCUAAGGAUUUUGCUUUUUUAAUAGUUUUGAGAGAAGAGAGGUGAUAAAACCAGUGGGAAAUGCCACCCAGGUGCUUAGAUAUCCUUAGCUUCCCUGACUUCUUUCUCCACAUGCUCUCGGGCUCCGUGCCUUCCUAAGAGGGGUUUUCUGGUGUCUCUUAGACCCGCAUCUCCGUUCUUGCCCCAGGACUGCGCUCUGUUGAGUGCAGCCAGCUCCCUGGCUGUGGGCUGGGGGGCUGCUGCUUGUCAGUUCCCACUCCCCACUCACUCCAGACUCUUGAGGGAAGGGAAGGCAUUUGCACAGAGGACAAUUCUGAAAAGGCAACAGAUGCAGCUCACAGACACGUGCCAGCAACUUUCCCACCUCGUGUCACCGUGUAGGCUCCCUGUUCCAGCUCUCACGGUAACCUGUGUCCUCAGUGGGAUCCAGUGAUACAAGAUGCCUUGAGGCCAUUCUGAACGCCUUAGCCUCCCCAUUGCCGUGAUCAGAGGGAAGGGGGAGAAAUAACUCCGGCUUUGUAUCGGGAACCGUAAGGAGACGCCUGGGCAGUGAGGGCCCCUUCCCGCCAGUGUGGCUUGGAAAGGGCAGCUGAUGGCCCAGCACCAACAGGGAAGGGCUUUUUCUUCGUGCAGUACUUCUCCUCUGUAAGAAAACACUGAGACUGCUGAACAGCACAAGUAAAAUGUGUCCUUUUUUAAUACCGUGGACAUGUAUUACUUGGUAAGCUAACUAAUGAUAGUGAAGGGUGGAGGGCAAUAGAGAAAGGUGUGCAGUUAUCUGGGAGACCGGGCAUUGCAGACACUGAGUCGUAAGAGAAAUUUCUCCCUUUCUGUGGGGAAAACAUUUCUUUCUUUAUAUAGCGAUGAUUCACAUCUUUGAAACAAAUUCAGAGAGAGAUAUGUCAUAAUUGCAGUGGUUUGUUUACCCGUGUGCAGUUAGACACUCCAGAGAGCAGGUACACGGCAUGUCUGCAUGGUCCUGCAGAGCUCCCAGGCCGCGUUCUCAGAGGAAGGAGAGUGCAUGGCUGCAGCCUGUGCUUUCCUCUCCACGAGCUGUCUCCUGCUCGCUGAUGAUGUUACCAGAGCAGUCUGCUUCCUUUGUGUGGCUUUCAUUCUGAUGGGUGACAGGGAAGUGUCCAGCGCACAAGGUCAGAUGACUUGUGUGCAGCGCUGUUGGCAGCCCAGGCCCUGUCACCCUGCAGUCCAUGCAGAACAGAAGUAUUUUACUGUGGAGCUCUUUGCCAAUCAAGAAAAAUGGGCUGAGUGUGAUAGUGCUCAUCUAUAGUCCCAGCUCUUGGGAGGCCGAGGCAGGAGGAUGGCUUGAGCCCAAAAAGAAAAUUGUAGGUUAAACCUCCAAAUAGAAGAAAAAUAGAUGGUCUCCCUUAAGGGAAACCAGAAUAUCAGUUAUUUUGGUGGUGGUUCCUCUAGAGCGUCCCUCAUUUCUUCAGCAAAUGUGUGCACACCCCAUUACAUUCAGAGAGGUUGCCCUCCAGGAGUUCAGGAUCCAGAGGGGAGUAGGGCGCGCACACAGUGAACAAGUAGUGCCCCUUUUGCAAGCACUGCUUCCUGUGGGCCUGGUGAUGUAGAAAACGCUUUCAGUGACUCUGAAAGAUAGGUUUGCAUUGUCGUUUUCACCAAACUCUGAGAGAUUGCCCGACGUGUCCUCACAGCCAGCGGGGUGCAGAGUCAGGAUUGAAGCUCAGGUCUGUCCGGCUUCAAAACCCUGCUCUGCUUUAUCGUUUCAAUAAAAACCUUCCUGUGUUACUCGGAAGGCAAAUGUUGGGGUGAGGCAUCUUUAGUCACGGUCUCCAGCUCCCAGGUCUCGGCCAGCUUCUCACAGGCCGGACACCACCUUUGCUGGUGAGUGUGUUGGGAGCACUGCUUGGUGGUGACAGGCGCCCUGGUUGUGCCCGUGCCAUCACAUGCUCUCGGGGAAGCCCUUCAGGUACCGGUAGGCGGAGCUGCACAAGGCUGAGCCGGUGGGUGGGCGGCGCCCCAGUCCUCACCCUCAGCUGACCACCUGCCAUCUAGUAACCUUGUAUUU